This is a messenger RNA of Prunus persica (peach), 1192 nucleotides long. RefSeq lists its product as uncharacterized. Lineage: Eukaryota; Viridiplantae; Streptophyta; Magnoliopsida; Rosales; Rosaceae. The transcript has 3 exons. The record is from RefSeq and is a predicted model, not a curated record. Bases 542 to 946 code for a protein of 134 amino acids. Gene Ontology annotation, molecular function: zinc ion binding.
UUUUAAAAAUAAAAAAUAAAAAAAGGCUUUUUGAUUGUAUUGAGUUUACACAUGGCCACUCUCAUAAAAGUCCAGUCCAGGGUUGAAAAACUGGAACCCCAAGUGAUAAAUCACCAACAUUGAAAAUUGAAAUUGGAGCAAGGCUUUUGGGUUUGGGCCUGCCCUUCCAAUAACAGCAACAAAAAAACAAAACAAAAAAUUAUAUAAAAAUUUAAUACGUGUAGCAGUAAAUAGCACGCGAGAGGAACUUCGAUGGAAGGUAAGAGGUGACGGAGGACCCAAAUUGGUUCAAUCAAAGUAAGAACUUGGAACUUUCGUGGUUUCUAGAAAGAAAGAUGUAAAAGUCAAUAAUCCCAAGCCCGGGGCAUUAAAGUCAUUAUAAAAAAAAGAACAAAAUUUCCCAUCUGUGCUCGAGGACCCCUUCUUGCUUCUUCUCUUGUGAAAUCAGCCAAUUUCUGUUUCAAUUUGAUUCACCAGACCCCUCAAAACACAAAGAUCACAAGAUUUGAUCGAUCACCCCUCACAAACAAAACAGAGAGAGAUGUCGAAGGUGGACGAGCCGGUGAUGGGCGUUCCGUUCUACGUCGUACAGAAUCCUUACCAAGCAGGCGCGAUCCCCCCAAACGCCGUCUAUGGCGACCCAAAGGGCAUCCCUAUCCACCAAACCAUUUACAGAGACACUCCCGCUCCCUUCAACUGCGUUUACUGUGGUAAUUCCGGACUUACCCACGUCAGAUCAAAGCCAAGCCUGGCAGCUGUUGUGGCUUGCAUGAUGCCUAUGUUUCUUGGAUGCUGCUUUCUUUUGCCUUCAUGCGACUGUCUCUGGCAUAAAUAUCAUCAUUGCCCAAGUUGCCAAGAGAAGGUUGGUGAUUUUGAGAAGUCAGAUCCUUGUAUUGUUGCGGAUCCUCCACACUGGACAGAACACAGCUUUGCACUGCCUGCAUGACCUUCACUUUGUGUAUGCGGCUUCUUCUCCGCUUCUGUCUUUGAACCCCAUAUUUACAUAUUUUGCGAUACAUGUAUUCUUAAGAUGCUGUAUAAAUCUACUACUUCCCCUUUAGCAUCUAUAUGGAGUUUGGAAAAUUGGUGGCUUGGCUGCGUAAUAAUAUAGAUUGAUUGUAAUUUUUAAUAUGUGCAACCUUUUCAUCAAAUGCUUUUGUCAAUUUCAACGUGCAUGCGAUUGCAUUUGCAA